AUGUCCUCCAAUUUGUCAACGUCCGCUUUGCCAGCGGAGAUGUCACGUCCCGAGAGUGACGAUCCAUCUGAAAAGACAUCUUCGACCAUUGACCCCCCUAACGCGAUCCCGUACACAACGGAGGGUGAGGGCAUCCUUAGAACGCUCUCGAUCGAUCCUCGGCGCAGCAUCGGUGCAAGUAUUAGCGCUUCUUUUCAAUCCCGUAACCCUCCUCCAUCUACUGAGGCGGGGACUGCUCAGACAGACUCGGAUGUAGCGACACGCAUCAACGAUAGCGGUGAAACCGGUGACCGUGGAGAUCGGACAAGAUUCUUGGAAGAACACCGCGAACGGAUACGACGUGAACGGGACGAAACAGACGGAGAUAGCCGGUACACGGUCGUAGUCAAAUAA
Molecule: messenger RNA, 393 nt
Organism: Tremella mesenterica DSM 1558
Lineage: Eukaryota; Fungi; Basidiomycota; Tremellomycetes; Tremellales; Tremellaceae
Exons: 2
Coding region: 1-393 (130 amino acids)
Source: RefSeq, a predicted model, not a curated record